AUGAAGCAGACAGUUUUGCUUGCUGCUCUUGCCCCUCUGGCAGCGCUGCCAGGCGUUCAAGCCGAGUCUGCAGAAAGCUGGAUCAGCGCUAUCUGGGAUGACUUCAAGGAGGCCGUGGACUGUGGAACUUGCCAGGUUCUCUUGGGUGGCCUCAAACUGGUGGCCGAUGUGGGCGAGGGCUUUAUGGAGGAUGUUCUGACCGGCAUUUGCGAUAUCAGUGGUGCAGAGGAUCGUGAUGUCUGCGCCGGUGUCAUCGCAAUCGAGGGACCAGCGUUGCACUACUCCUUAAAAAACAUGAAGGUGGCUUCUCACACAGCCAAGACGCUGUGCUCCGCCUUGAUCGGCCUAUGUGACUUCCCCGAUGUUCGUCCAUACCAUUUAUCUUUCCCCUCGCCCAAGCCAGCGACGACGCGUCCCCCCCCCAGCAGUAAACCCCCCAUCAAGGUUGUCCACUUCAGUGACACACACGUCGACCUCUCCUAUGAGACCGGCUCCAACUAUGACUGCUCCAAACCCAUUUGCUGUCGCGUAUACACCGAGGACGAUGCACCAGGAACCGCCGACAAGCCCUGCGGACCCUGGGGUAACCUCAAAUGCGAUCCGCCGCACCGACUCCAGGAAAGCAUGAUGACCGCCAUCACAGACCUCCACCCAGCCUUCUCAAUCUAUACCGGCGACGUAGUCGCCCACGACGUCUGGCUCGUCAAUCAAUCCGAAGUCUUACAGGACUUUAACGCCACAUAUGGUGCAAUGGAGAACCAUCUCGGGCUCGUGUAUGCUGCUCUCGGCAACCACGAUGCCGCGCCACUGAACCUCUUCCCAUCCCACAACAUCCCGGACGAAUACAACCCGCAGUGGGCCUACGAAGCCCUCGCCGCCAACUGGAUGACACUGACAGGAAUGGAAAGCGUUCAGAAGGCGACCGAAUACGGCUCAUACUCCGCCAUCCACCCCAACAGCAAGCUUCGCAUCAUCUCCUACAACAGCAUCUUCUACUACAAGUACAACUUCUUCUCCUACGAAGAGCCGAUGGAGUCCGACCCCAACGGGCAAUUCACCUGGCUUAUCGAAGAGAUGCAAGCCGCCGAGGAUGCGGGCCAGCGCGUGUGGCUUAUCUCGCACAUCCCGUCCGGGAACGUGGACCAUCUCCGCGAUCACUCGCACUACUUCGACCAGAUUGUGCAGCGUUACGAAACCACCAUUGCUGGGCUGUUCUAUGGGCACACGCACACAGACGAGUUCCAAAUCGCGUACUCGAACUAUAGCCAUCGCAACUGGGACACAGCCACGGCGAUGGGCUACGUCGCGCCCUCGAUGACACCUACGUCCGGCCCGCCCUCCUUUCGCGUCUACGACAUCGACCCAGAGACCUUCGGCGUGAUGGAUUUCACACAGUACAUCGCUAAUAUCAGCGACCCAUCGUUCCAGAGAGGACCCGAGUGGGUGCCGUACUAUUCUGCGAAGAAAGCCUACGGCUCCAAACUCUCGCCACCCGUCCAAGACGCUGGUGUCGAGCUUACGCCCGGAUUCUGGCACAAUGUCACCGUAGCCAUGGAGAAGGACUCCUCUGUUUUUGAGGACUUUUGGGCGCGACGGACACGUGGGUACAGUGUGCCAGCUUGUACGGGCGACUGCGUGACGAACGAGAUUUGCGCUCUGCGAGGUGCCGACGCCCAGUAUAGUUGUGUGCAGGCCACGCCGGGAUUCAGUUUCUCGAAGCGCAACGAGGCGAGUAAUGCCCCGUUGCUGAGCAAGCGGUUCCAGCCUGAGUGUAACCAUGCUGGUAUGGCGUCGCUCUUGGCCAAGAUUGCGCACCAGGCUAGCCUGGCGAAGCGGAAUGGGGAGUGA
Messenger RNA from Penicillium canariense, 1848 nucleotides. RefSeq names its product sphingomyelin phosphodiesterase. Bases 1 to 1848 code for a protein of 615 amino acids. Gene Ontology annotation, molecular function: sphingomyelin phosphodiesterase activity. The transcript is spliced from 3 exons. Lineage: Eukaryota; Fungi; Ascomycota; Eurotiomycetes; Eurotiales; Aspergillaceae. The record is from RefSeq and is a predicted model, not a curated record. Gene Ontology annotation, biological process: sphingomyelin catabolic process.